GUCCCGAAAGUCUAGCCAUGUCUAGCCGACCCAAUCCAAUCUUGUCUAGCGGCUAUUUGGAAUGGCGGCUUCGUGGGCGAGUUGCACGUUUGCGCAGUUUGUGUGAGUAAUGGCCGCCGACGAACAAGUCGGUUCUCUAGAGGAGCAAGCGUUGAAGCGAAAGGAACGCCUUCGCGCGUUACGCGAGAAGAAAACAGGCGCCAACGACGCCGAAGAAGACGACAAAGCCAAACAACCGGUGCCGGAAUCGUUGCCAAAGCCAGUAUUCAGGUCCUACAGACCCGAGGACGAAGCACUCAAGGAGUCCGUGAUCCCGGACAUCUCUCCGGCUGCCAUCGAAGAAGAGAUCAAGGAGAAGAUCGCCGUCGGCGAUUCGGAAGACCUCGCUAAAGAGGUCGACCUAGCUUCACUCGCUCCGAGGAAGCCUGACUGGGACUUGAAGCGCGACGUAUCCAAAAAGCUGGAGAAACUCGAGAGGCGGACCAAGAGGGCCAUUGCCGAGUUGAUCCGCGAGCGCCUCAGUUCGGGCAAGAGCGGUGCCGAUCUGGCUGCCGCCGUAAACACGGCCAGCGGGCCGCAGAACAUCGAUUCCGACGAGGACUGAUCGAGGUCACGCAUUCAUGGUCAUUCAUCAACUCAGAAAGCGUGCCUACAUUUUGCUUCAUUCAUUCAUUGGCAAGACUCAUCUGCUCUGCACCCUAUACCAGCCUGGC
Molecule: messenger RNA, 713 nt
Organism: Dermacentor andersoni
Lineage: Eukaryota; Metazoa; Arthropoda; Arachnida; Ixodida; Ixodidae
Product: coiled-coil domain-containing protein 12
Cellular component (GO): U2-type spliceosomal complex; post-mRNA release spliceosomal complex
Source: RefSeq, a predicted model, not a curated record